AUGGACGGGAUUCUCACUAAUGGCAACGGAGAGGUCCGUCCUCCGGAACCUCCUCCGGAGCCAGUCGAGCGUCCCCCAACGCCUCCUCCAGCUCCGCCAGCUGACUCCGCCCCUCCACCACCACCUCCUCCGCCUCCGAUGGACGACGACGCGGCCGCUCCUCCACCUCCUGCAGAUACAGAUGUCGCCGCGCCUCCUCCACCGCCUGAGGAAGCACCUCCCCCUCCUCCCCCUGCGGCAGACGUGCCGAAGAAGAAGAAAGGCUGGGGAUCCUCGAGUUCGGCGCCCAAACCUCUGAGUGUGGAGGAGCUCUUGCGCAAGAAGAGAGAAGCCGAUGCGGCGGCUGCUAAGCCCAAGUUCCUCUCGAAAGCGGAGCGAGAGCGCAUCGCCCUCGAGAAACGCGCCAAAGAAGUCGAAGCAGAACGACGGGCAAAAGCGGAGCGAGAUCUGCCUACGAAUGAUGUCGACCGUAACGGAACGACGGCCAAUGGGAAUGCAAAUGGUGACGCCAAGUCGAUUCCGACGGGGCCACGCGCGUUGCGCAACGGAGAGAUUCCUACGGCGCCGGCUGCCAUGCGCAAGGAACAGGCGAACAAGGAUUACGACAUGUCACCUCCGCAACCGCCCAAACCCAUUGCGUUCGGCAAGGAGGAUUCCAAGGGCGAGAAGCGGAGCGCAGAGGAGGAAGCAGAGGCUGCUCUGAUUCGGCAGCGGUAUAUGGGUGCAGACCAGACGUCCAGUUUCUCCGCGAAGAAGAAGCGCAAGCGGACGACGGAGAGGAAGUUCAACUUCGAGUGGAGUGUUGAUGAGGAUACGAGUGGUGAUUACAACCCGCUCUAUCAGAACCGGCAAGAGGCCAAUUUCUACGGGCGCGGUCGUCUGGCCGGGUUUGGCGAUGAUGUCGCAGAUAACCUCACGCGGAGGUACGCCAAAGCACUGGAAGAUCGCGACCGGGAAGCAGGUAGUAUCCGGGCUCGGGAAAUCCUGGAAAUGGAGAGAAGACGGAAAGAGGAGAGCAGCCGGAACGCCAUCGACAAGCACUGGAGCGAAAAGAGGCUGGACCAGAUGCGCGAGCGAGACUGGCGGAUCUUCAAAGAAGACUUCAACAUCAGCACCAAGGGUGGCAGCAUACCGAACCCGAUGCGGUCGUGGGAAGAAUCUGGUCUCCCUCGGCGGUUGCUCGAUCUCAUCUACAAGGUCGGCUAUACCGAACCAACGCCCAUCCAAAGAGCGGCCAUCCCGAUCGCCUUGCAGUCGCGAGACCUCAUUGGUGUGGCUGUCACUGGUUCGGGUAAAACUGCAGCUUUCCUGCUCCCUCUGUUGGUGUAUAUUUCAGAGUUGCCUCGGCUAGAUGAGUUUGAGUGGAGGAAAAACGAUGGUCCCUACGCCAUCAUUCUGGCGCCGACACGUGAAUUGGCGCAGCAGAUUGAGAUUGAAGCGAAAAAGUUUGCCGAUCCGCUUGGCUUUACCGUCGUCAGUAUCGUCGGUGGGCACUCGCUGGAAGAGCAAGCGUACAGCCUGCGGAAUGGUGCUGAAAUCAUCAUCGCGACGCCCGGUCGUCUGGUCGACUGUCUGGAACGACGGAUGCUGGUUCUGGCGCAGUGCUGCUACGUCAUCAUGGACGAAGCCGAUCGGAUGAUCGACCUCGGGUUCGAAGAGCCGGUCAACAAGAUCCUGGAUGCGCUUCCGGUGUCGAACGAGAAGCCCGACACGGAGGAAGCGGAGGACUCGCGCGCGAUGAGCCAGCACAUCGGAGGGAAAGAGCGGUACCGCCAAACGAUGAUGUACACGGCGACGAUGCCGCCGGCAGUCGAACGGAUCGCACGGAGGUAUCUGCGGCGGCCGGCGAUCGUCACGAUCGGAAACGUGGGCCAGGCGGUCGACACGGUCGAGCAGCGGGUCGAGUUCAUCGCGGGCGAAGACAAGCGCAAGAAGCGGCUGGCGGAGAUCCUCAUGUCGGGCGAGUUCCAGCCGCCGAUCAUCGUGUUCGUCAACAUCAAGCGCAACUGCGACGUGAUCGCGCGCGAAAUCAAGCAGUGGGGCUUCUCGGCCGUCACGCUGCACGGCAGCAAGACGCAGGAGCAGCGAGAGGCGGCGCUGGCGUCGGUGCGCAACGGGACGACAGACGUCCUGGUGGCAACGGACCUGGCCGGCCGUGGUAUCGACGUGCCGGACGUCAGUCUGGUAGUGAACUUCAACAUGGCGACCAACAUCGAGAGCUACACGCACCGCAUCGGUCGAACAGGUCGUGCCGGCAAGAGCGGUGUGGCCAUUACCUUCUUGGGCAACGAGGAUGCCGACGUGAUGUACGACCUCAAACAAAUGCUCAUGAAAUCCUCCGUCUCCCGCGUCCCCGAAGAACUCCGCAAGCACGAAGCCGCGCAGUCCAAGCCGACCCGCGGUGCCGGUGCGGCGGCCAAACAGCAGAAGGUCGAGGAGAGCGGUGCGUUUGGUGGGAAGGGCGGCGGAUUGUGGUAA
Rasamsonia emersonii CBS 393.64 is the source of this 2478-nucleotide messenger RNA. RefSeq names its product RNA helicase. Lineage: Eukaryota; Fungi; Ascomycota; Eurotiomycetes; Eurotiales; Trichocomaceae. Gene Ontology annotation, biological process: mRNA splicing, via spliceosome. The record is from RefSeq and is a predicted model, not a curated record. Gene Ontology annotation, molecular function: RNA binding; ATP binding; RNA helicase activity. The transcript has 3 exons. Gene Ontology annotation, cellular component: catalytic step 2 spliceosome. Bases 1 to 2478 code for a protein of 825 amino acids.